AUGUCAAACAAAAAGAUAACCGGAGAAGUGAUCGGAAUCGACCUAGGAACGACCUUCUCCUGCGUCGCCGUCGCCGGAAAGGACGGUACGAUCGAAAUCAUAACAAACGACCAGGGAAACAGAACCACCCCUUCAUGGGUCGCCUUCUCUCCUGUCUCCGCCGGCUCCGAACGUCUCAUCGGCGAAGCCGCCAAGAAUCAGGCCACUCUCAACCCUCGCCGUACCAUCUUCGACGUAAAGCGACUCAUCGGGAAAAAGUUCGACCACCCGGACGUCCAGAACGACCUAAAAUACCUGCCCUACCCCGUCGUGGACAGGGACGGAAGGCCGUGCGUUGAAAUGGAGGUCAACGGCAAGUUCAGAAUCUUUACCCCGGAAGAAAUCAGCGCCAUGGUGCUGGGGAAAAUGAAGGAGACGGCGGAAUCGUUCCUUGGGAAGCAAGUCACCAACGCAGUGGUGACUGUCCCGGCGUGUUUUAACGAUUCCCAGAGGCAGGCCACCAAGGACGCCGGCACCAUCGCCGGGCUCAAUGUUGUACGGAUAAUCAACGAGCCGACGGCCGGCGCCCUGGCCUAUGGUGUGAAGAAGGACUCGAGGACCAAGAGGAAUAUUCUGGUGUAUGAUUUGGGUGGUGGGACGUUCGACGUCAGCGUUUUGAAGAUCGAUAACGGUGAGUUCAAGGUUCUGGCGACCGGUGGCGACGCUCAUCUCGGCGGUGGGGAUUUCGACCAGAGAGUGAUCGAGUAUUUCGUCAACUUGAUCAAGAGAAAGUACAGGAAGAAUAUCAGUCAGAACUGGAAGGCGUUGGGGAAGCUGAGGAAGGAAUGCGAAAGGGCGAAAAGGGUAUUGAGCAGUCAGACUCAAGUUCGAGUAGAGAUCGAUUCCUUAGUAGAGGGGAUGGACUUUACAGAGACACUGACGAGGGCGAGAUUCGAGGACUUGAAUUCUGAUCUCUUCGAGAAGACGUUGGAGGUGGUGAAGAGGACACUGGCAGAUGCUAAGGUGAGCAAGGAACGGAUUGAUGAGAUUGUGUUGGUUGGUGGAAGCACGAGAAUUCCUAGGGUUAGGGAGAUGCUGAAGAAGGCAUUUGAUGGGAAGGAGCCGAGCAAAGGGAUUAAUGCUGACGAAGCCGUGGCUUAUGGGGCUGCUGUGCAAGGUGCUAUGCUCAGUUGCGAUCAAUGA
Linum trigynum is the source of this 1182-nucleotide messenger RNA. The record is from the annotation of a GenBank genome assembly. Lineage: Eukaryota; Viridiplantae; Streptophyta; Magnoliopsida; Malpighiales; Linaceae.